This is a messenger RNA of Babesia bigemina, 300 nucleotides long. RefSeq lists its product as hypothetical. The record is from RefSeq and is a predicted model, not a curated record. The transcript has 3 exons. NCBI's taxonomy places the organism in Eukaryota, Apicomplexa, Aconoidasida, Piroplasmida, Babesiidae. Bases 1 to 300 code for a protein of 99 amino acids.
AUGUUUCUGUGCGUCUUGGUGGUUUGUGGGAUUUCUCUUCACCAAUGCCCUACGCUCACUUUAAAGGCACGUGAACAUUCCAUCAAACGGGCAAGUGGCACUGUUGCAUACCAUAUCAAUGGUUGUCAGAGUGCAACAUAUAGCUCAAUAUCCGACACGCUACCGUGUUGGAGAGCGGUGGCCGAGUUUAGGCGGCAGGGCGAUGUUGCGCAACAGUCAAGGAUAUGGCCUCAAGUACUCAAGGAAUGCGAAUACUGCAAUAUAGGUUUUAAAUAUGUAUCUAAAUGUUUUGAAAUUUAA